CCUCUUAUCACUACCUCUUUAUUAGAGGCGAUGCCCGAAGGGGGAGGGGCCACUCUUUCUUUCCUGUCGGGGUAUGGUGAUAGAUAAGUAUAAGACCCCCUGCAAGAAUGCGAUCACAUUGGAAAACAAGUCAUUGUGUUGCCUUCUGUCGCUCGACUCAGCUCCAACAUGCAGCAGCAGCUCAUCCUGUUCGCUCUCCUGGCAUCAUCCUGGACAAUCUGCACAGGAGCCGGAGAUUGGUGCUAUCAGUCCCAGUUCUCCUGUGAUCACCCAUGCAAUGGACCAGAGAAGUGGAACCACGCUGACAGAAACUGUGAUGGAAGAUACCAGUCGCCCAUCAACAUUGUCACCAGGAAGACUCUGCCAGACGAGCGACUGAAACCUUUCCAGUUCGACAACUACCAACAGCUCUUCAGAGGCACCAUCAAAAACAACGGCCACUCAGUUCAGGUUGGAAUUCCUCACCUGAGCACCAUCUCAGAAGGAGGCCUGCCAUCCACCUACAAGGCUGUGCAGUUCCACCUGCACUGGGGCAACAAUGGAGGGCCUGGCUCUGAACACACCAUCGACGGGGAGCAGUAUCCCAUGGAGCUGCACAUUGUUCACAUGAAGCACCAUUACACUGAUCUGAAAACAGCACUAUCGGAUCCAGAGGGAGUUGCAGUCCUUGGGUUCUUCUAUGAUAGGUCCAGUGGUGCAAACAGAAAAUACGAUCCCAUCAUCAACGCUCUGCGAAGCAUCAAAACUACAGGUGCCAAUACUUCUCUGCCUGCCAUCUCUCUGGCACAACUGAUCCCGCCAGAGCAGAAUCUGACCACCUAUUACCGCUACAAGGGCUCCCUGACCACUCCGGGCUGCACUGAGGCUGUGGUGUGGACUGUGUUUGAGAAUCCCAUCCAUCUGAGCAUUGAUCAGCUGCGGGUCUUCUCUGAGCUCAAGUUUCAUGAUGGACAGCCGAUGGUGGGGACUUUCAGGCCGGUCCAGCCCCUGAACGGCCGACAGGUGUACCGGUCCGGAGGUGCAGUGAUCCUGGCCAGCUCCGCCCUCCUAAUGGCCGCCAUCGCCACAGCAUUGGGACUAUCCCACCCCAACUAGAGCGAGGCGUCCUGUGCUGCACUGCGACAUCCAUGAACACAUUAAGUUCUGUAUCACUCCUCAGUCGCAUGGUCGCUAAGAUGAUGGACAACGUCAUAGUGCAGGCAUGACUCCCCUGGUAUUCCUCUCUUACAACACAAAUGACAAAGGCGUUCAAGGGACGCCUUACGAAAGGUGCUGUAAGGGUUUGAUCAGCAUUCAUGCAUGCGUAGUAAAGCAGUAGGUCUUAUUUCAGCAUUAUGAAUGUGCCAUAAAGAAGCAGGUUACCAAGUGACAACUGAAUUCAGACUUCACAUCCUUUAGUCAUGCCCUAAUUUUUCACAGCACAGCAUCAUCCUAUAAACACCAGCACAAACUCUCACAUACUUUAGACCUCGUACUCCUUGCCCAAUGUCAGGUAAAUUUAGUCUCUGCUUUAUGUCAGUGUGAGUCGCCGAUGGUCGAGUGCCAAAGUCAGCCCCAUGAACUGGCACAUGAUGUGCUGUUCUCAAUGGGGCAUGUGAACGGCAUGGAGCUAAUAAUAGCAGAACUGAGUAACAUAAACAUGCUCCAUUUCAAAGCCAGCGGUCAAAGGAGUCAGCAGUUUGGCUUUUCAGUCAAAGUCCAGGAGCACACAGCGCGGCCGUCAGGUGAACCCCACACAGCCACUCAGUCAGCAGAUGGUUUGGGGAAGGGGGGAGGGGGUGAGGUCUCGCCUUGAAUCCACAACAAGUGCAUGCUGUUCUGAGAGCAGAGCUGCAGUCUAUCUCCUCCCAGAGUCAGAGGCUGCUGACACCUGAGACAGAGAUGAAGAUGCAGGGAUGCUAACAAAGUGAGCAACAGCCUCAUUUCUCUGCAGUGUGAGGAGACAGCAACACUUCUGAAAUGUCACUUCUUAAACCGACGUCAUUAUUUUCAUGCAUCUCAAACACUCGCAUGAAUCCGCAUGUCUCUGUGUCCCAGAUGUGUAUAAUGAGCUGCCGGAGUGAAGCUACACAAACACACACAAGAAAAACGUGCUUGCCAAAAUUCAUACCCACACCUCAGGCACUCCAUUUCCCAUUUUUGACCCGUGAAGUUCAGUGAGCUCAUCUUGACAACAUGUGACUGUGUUCAUGGCUUGUAUUGCAGGGUCUCGGAUGCACUGAAUGUUAUCGACUGUGAAUUACACCCCACUGAGUCCUCACUCAUUUAUUCAGGAGGACUCGUCAUGUAUUCUAGUGAGAGAUCUGUGCAAUUUUUCAGCAAGAUUUAUUGUAAUGAGCGAGCAAGGAAUCUGUAUAUUUUCCAUUGUUUCAUAAAAGGCAUCAAGUUAUAUUUCUAUGCUGUGUCAUUGUACACAUGUAUUUAUGUACUGAAUGUGUAUAUUGAUAUGAGACGCACAGUUAUUGUUAUUUAUGUAUUGCAAAGUUUAUAUGGAUAUAUAGUACUGAAUGCAAACCCAUAUAUGAAGCAUCAAGUUGUUCAUGACCAAUCAAGUUUACUUAUGAUGUUCAAGUGUAUGAGAUUGUCUGGUUGUAAUGCUUGAAAGUGUCAUAAAUAAUAUGGAGAAUGUGUUCCAAAAGAAUAAAUGACUUACAUGCCUUUUUAA
This is a messenger RNA of Epinephelus lanceolatus (giant grouper), 2665 nucleotides long. It is a transcript of the gene ca4a, whose product is annotated as carbonic anhydrase IV a. Gene Ontology annotation, cellular component: plasma membrane. The record is from RefSeq and is a predicted model, not a curated record. Gene Ontology annotation, molecular function: carbonate dehydratase activity; zinc ion binding. NCBI's taxonomy places the organism in Eukaryota, Metazoa, Chordata, Actinopteri, Perciformes, Serranidae.